AUGUUGUCUAGGACGCGGCCAAGGGCAAGGAUAAGAGGGAUGCUCCAAGUAGCUGCUGGUGUCGCAGGCACGGCUGCGCUCGCUGCAUACCUCAAUGCCAAAUUUCACAUUGCGCACGAUCUCGAGAAUGCACGAGACGGACUUGCACUCUCCCCAGAUGUCGUUGACUUCAUGACCAAAUGUGCUGCACGCAAACGCGUCCUCACAUACCAUGUUUUCGAAGAUCAAGCCAGGAAACAGCCAAAUCAUCCUUUUCUUGUAUUCGAAGGCAAGACAUGGACAUAUCAGCAGUUCCAUCAGGCGAUUGUCAGUGUGGCUAAUUGGCUGAUCGAUGAUCUCGAUGUCAAAGUGGAGGAAGUCGUUGCUGUAGAUGGAGGUAAUAGCCCAGAGUAUGUGAUGCUCUGGUUUGCAUUGGAUGCUAUUGGCGCGGUUCCGAGCUUUAUCAACUGGAACUUGACAGGAGCUGGCCUUGUGCAUUGCGCAAAGAUAUGUAAUGCGCGAUAUCUGAUUACAGACGUGGACGUGAACAGCCAUGUUGAGCCAUGUCGAUUGGAGCUCGAAAAGCUGAAUGUCAAGAUCCAGUACUACGACUCGUCCUUUUUCGCUACUCUAAAUAACCUUGUUCCCAUACCAGCGUCGCGUCAGGAGGGUAUCAGUCUGGAUUCGGUCCGGUCACUCCUCUACACUUCUGGUACUACGGGCCUUCCCAAAGGUGUCGUAUUGAGCACGGGCAAAGAGCUCCUUACAGGCUAUACUAUUGCAAAAUAUCUCAAACUGACACCAAAGGACCGCAUGUACACAUGUAUGCCUCUAUAUCAUGGCGCUGCCCAUGGUCUGUGUGUAACGCCUACCGUGCAUGCUGGUAGUACCGUUGUCUUGGGCAGGAAAUUUUCUCACAAGACAUUCUGGCCCCGGGUUGCAGCAUCUGAUGCCAACAUCAUUCAAUAUGUUGGCGAGUUGUGUCGGUACUUGCUCAACGGUCCACCUAGUCCAUAUGAGCGUAAACACAAAGUUCAAGUCGCCUGGGGCAAUGGCAUGCGGCCUGACGUCUGGGAACCGUUCCGCGAGCGCUUCAACAUCCCUAUCAUCAAUGAAUUGUAUGCUGCUACUGACGGCCUGGGCGCAACCUUCAACCGGAACGCUGGACCUUUCACUGCGAAUGCUAUUGGUCUCCGAGGUCUGUUAUGGCACUGGAGAUUCAAUGACCAAGAAGUCAGAGUGAAAAUGGACGUGGAUACGGAAGAUAUAAAGAGGGAUGGGUACGGAUUUGCUAUAAGAUGUGGUGUCAACGAACCAGGACAAGUUCUGCAUCGGCUGACUCCGGAAACACUUGCGAGCUCACCGGGCUACUAUAACAAUGAGGCUGCAACGAAAAGUAGGCGAAUUGCUAAUGUGUUCAAAAAGGGUGACUUGUGGUUCAAGUCUGGUGAUGUGAUGCGACAAGACAAGGAUGGACGCGUCUUCUUCGUCGAUCGCCUAGGCGAUACUUUCCGCUGGAAGUCUGAGAAUGUCUCUACCAACGAAGUCGCCGACAUGAUUGGCAAAUUUCCUCAAAUUGCCGAGACCAACGUUUACGGAGUGCUAGUGCCAGGCUACGACGGGCGUGCAGGCGCUGCUUCAAUUGUGAUGGCAGACGGAGUCAGAGAAGAGACUUUUGAUUUCCAAGGGCUGGCCAAGCAUGCCCGAGCCGUUUUGCCUAGUUAUGCUGUUCCAUUGUUCUUGCGAGUCACACCUGAGCUCGAGUACACUGGGACUUUGAAGAUUCAAAAGGGUAGACUGAAGAGCGAAGGUGUGGAUCCAGAGAAGGUUACUGGCUCAGAUCACUUUUACUGGCUGCCGCCCAAUAGUGAUGGAUACAUACCAUUUAUGAAGAAGGACUGGGAAGCCAUCAAGAGCAAGAGCGUGCGUCUAACUUAG
Messenger RNA from Plenodomus lingam JN3, 1917 nucleotides. The record is from RefSeq and is a predicted model, not a curated record. NCBI's taxonomy places the organism in Eukaryota, Fungi, Ascomycota, Dothideomycetes, Pleosporales, Leptosphaeriaceae.